AUGUCCGAUUCCUCGGACGACACCGGCAGCUCCAGCGCCCCCGCCAAGCCCAAUCCCGCCGCCAAGCUGGCCCUGCUCCGGUCCCGGCGCCUGGAGGCACGCAAGGCCAACUCCCAGGCCACCCGCGAGGAGGUUGCCCGGCGGGCGAUCGACCCGCGCGCGGCCGCCCGCGCCGCCCGCGACAUCCAAGCCGCCCAGGAGUCCCUCUCCAAACAACGCGAGGAGUCCUCCCGGCCCCGGGUCGUGGACCCCAGCACCGCCACCAUCUCCCACAUCAACGAUCGCAAUGCCCUGUACAACGCGGCCCUCGAGCGCGCCUACGGCAAGCACACCAAGACCACCAAGGAGAACCUCGAGCGCGGGACCGCCAUCUGA
Messenger RNA from Fonticula alba, 375 nucleotides. Its product is annotated as SYF2 splicing factor. The transcript has 2 exons. Lineage: Eukaryota; Rotosphaerida; Fonticulaceae. The record is from RefSeq and is a predicted model, not a curated record. Gene Ontology annotation, cellular component: Prp19 complex; catalytic step 2 spliceosome; post-mRNA release spliceosomal complex. The coding region runs from base 1 to 375 and encodes 124 amino acids.